Molecule: messenger RNA, 435 nt
Organism: Diaporthe batatas
Lineage: Eukaryota; Fungi; Ascomycota; Sordariomycetes; Diaporthales; Diaporthaceae
Exons: 3
Coding region: 1-435 (144 amino acids)
Source: RefSeq, a predicted model, not a curated record
AUGGGAAGACUUAUCAAGAACCACUGGGCGAGGCUCAUCAUCCUCACUGCCGGAGCUUACCAAAUCGCAGCGGCAAUUGAAGGAUUUUUCUGGCCCAAAAUUUUCUGGGACUUCGCCACCAAGACACUUGAUGCGGCCGUGAAGCCCUUCCCGGUACUACAGAUCAUCAAUCUGGUGAUGGGAAUAUGGGUGGUGGCAUGGGAGUGGCCUCUCAACUUCAUCGCCGGCACGGCCAUCCACCGAAGCCUCGAGGCUCGCCUGGCCUUCCUGCCUCUGGCAGCGCUUGCCGCCGUCUUGACAUAUCAAGGGACAAACGCCGCCCUGUACUACCUAGUCGCUAUGAUUGUUGAAUUCUGGGCAUUUUCUGAAGGCGAGGUUAUCUGUGCUAAACCCUGGACAUUACCGAAGCGAGGCGGCGGUGGACAACCGGCAUAG